Notolabrus celidotus (New Zealand spotty) is the source of this 2110-nucleotide messenger RNA. RefSeq names its product meprin A subunit beta-like. Gene Ontology annotation, molecular function: protein binding; zinc ion binding; metalloendopeptidase activity. Gene Ontology annotation, cellular component: membrane. Lineage: Eukaryota; Metazoa; Chordata; Actinopteri; Labriformes; Labridae. The transcript is spliced from 15 exons. Gene Ontology annotation, biological process: proteolysis. The record is from RefSeq and is a predicted model, not a curated record. The coding region runs from base 61 to 1914 and encodes 617 amino acids.
CAACAUAGUUCGAGUUGUGCAUGUUCUUUUAAUCAUUUUUUGGACUUUUUAUUCAUAAAAAUGCAUUUCUGCAUUUUGGUAGUGCUGAGCUUACUUCCUGUUGUCACGUCUCUCGAGCCACUGUUAGUAGACACAGAUGAUGAUGAGGACUUGGACAUAACUGAAAUAAAUGAAGGCUUGGAUUUAUUUGAGGGCGACAUUAUGGAAGACAUAAAGUCACAAAGGAGGGUUGCCAGGAGCGUCAAUUUGAAUGAAAAGCAGCUGUGGGACAUCCCUGUUCCAUACGUGUUAGAAGCCAACCUUGGUGUGAAUGCUAAAGGAGUCAUUCUUCAGGCCUUUGAACACUUCCGCCUGAAGACGUGUAUUGAUUUCCGGCCCAGACAGUCUGACGAAUACUACCUCUCAGUCAGAGCGAGUCGAGGGUGUUACUCUUUUGUUUCGAAAACCAUAAAAAGUGGUCAGGUUGUUUCCAUCGGUAGACGUUGCGAUCGUCUUGGUACAGUUGAGAAUGAGUUUCUGCAUGCUUUGGGCUUGUACCACGAACAGGCGCGAUAUGACAGAGACGACCACAUAACCAUUAACUGGAGAAACAUCAGAGACGGAUACCAGAAAAAUUUUAGGAAAUUAAGCCCAAGCGUAAGUACAACAUUUGAUGCUCCAUAUGACUAUCUCUCUGUGAUGCACUACGGAAGAAGGUUUUUUUCUAAAAACUCAGGAGACACCAUCUCCACUAAACUACCAGAGUAUCAAGACCAAAUAGGACAGCGAAUGGAGAUGAGCUCCAUUGAUGUGUACAAGUUGAAUCGCCUUUAUAACUGCAAUGCAUCCAUUACUUUUGCGGAGCACUGCAACUUCAGCACUGACACUUGUGGGAUGAGAUAUUGUAAAAGCGGUUUGUCCAAAGGUUGGAAGCGAUUGAACACUGCUGAUGGAGAGCCAUUGACUGACCACACCACCCUGGACAAGAACGGGGGUUACUUCAUGCAUGCUAACACAACAACAGGCCAGGAAGGAGACUCAGCCUGGCUUGAGACCAAGAAGAUGACCCCUACCGCAAAAUGUCACGUCCAGUGUCUCCAGUUCUACUAUUACCACAGUGGAAGCUGGUCCGACCAGCUCAACAUCUGGAUCAGGGAGUUCCAAGAUGAGAGGGACACAAUGGGAAGAAAACGCCUCAUGGGUCAGAUCUCUGGUGAACCAACCUUCAAAUGGACAUUUCACAAGGUGCCCCUGAACGCUACCAAGCCCUUCCAAGUUGUGUUUGAGGUGCGUAAAGGAAGCGAAGAGUCUUCAGGAGGCUUUUCCAUCGAUGACAUCAAUCUAUCUGAGACUGGGUGUCCACAUCAUGUCUGGGAGAUCACAGACUUUGAGAGUCUCUUGACGAGUACGGACUAUAACAGUUAUCUGCGCAGCCCUCGCGUGUACUCUCCUGAAGGUUAUGCUUACCAGAUGCUGAUUGCUCUGCGAGAAACUUUCUUUGGAGUGUAUUUUCGUUUUGUGUCAGGAGACUAUGAUUCAACACUGGAAUGGCCGUGCCCAUGGAGGCAGGUGACCAUCAUCAUGCUGGACCAGAACCCACACAUUCAGCAACAGAUGUCCAAACAGUUCACUAUGACCACAGACCCAACUUACACUGCAUUUGACGACCCAGGAAUAGUAGGACGACCAAUGAGAAGUAAUGGAGAAACACUUUAUGUGAACCCUGCCUAUGGACUCAAAUCAUUUCUCUCCCUGGAGCAAAUUAGGAGGCGGGACUUCCUGAAGGGGGGCACUGCUGUAUUCCUCUUCUCAUUGGACGAUAUUUCCAGCUUGCGGCACAGUAGCUCUCUGCCUUGCCCAAAACAUCCACCAACCAAAUCUACAACCACUCGCUCAAACAACUCUGACCACGGCCCAUGUGAACACAGGGGUUGACACAAAAGAUGAUUCAGGCUAAGUCAGUUGUUUCUUGGAGGGCCGUAAACCUCUUCAUGGAAAUACGCUCCGGAAACAGAUAUCGAUACAGGUCCUACCUCCUCUACUGCCAUUCAACAAACAGCUGAUUCAGGUUGAUGAAAAAAGUAAAACAAAGAAAAUAAUUUGUUAAUAAAGAGAUGUUUCAUACCUUCAA